Molecule: messenger RNA, 1557 nt
Organism: Botrytis fragariae
Lineage: Eukaryota; Fungi; Ascomycota; Leotiomycetes; Helotiales; Sclerotiniaceae
Product: putative feruloyl esterase b precursor protein
Exons: 1
Coding region: 1-1557 (518 amino acids)
Source: RefSeq, a predicted model, not a curated record
AUGGCAUCUCCGUGUAAUAUCUCUACUAUUCCCUACCCAGAAUUACCCGGUGCUUCAUUUCUCUCUGGAACAGCAGUACCAGUCCUAAAUUAUACCGGGUCAAUUUUACCACUUAACCAAGGAGCCACUACCAAUAUCACUUCACUGGACUUCUGCAACGUAACACUUACAUACACGCAUCCGGGUCAAAACGAUACUGUCAAUGUGAAAAUCUAUUUACCUUCUUCUUCAUCAUCCUGGAAUGGUCGAUUCAUGGCAACAGGCGGUGGUGGAUUCAAUACCGGCUAUGUCGAAACAUAUUUGAUCCCUCCUGUGGCCGAUGGCUAUGUGACAGCUGGUACAGAUGGUGGUCACUAUGUUGACAACGAGGAUCCCAAUACCACUGGAUUCUACGCAACAAACUGGGCUCAAGUAUCACCUGGAAAUGUCAAUUCAUAUCUCCUACAGAAUUUCGCCGCGGUUUGCCUCAAUGAUAUGACGAUAAUUGGAAAAUCCGUUGCAUCUUCUUAUUACGGGAAGAAACCGGAUUAUUCAUACUGGAAUGGCUGUUCGACAGGGGGACGACAAGCUAUGAUGAUGGCACAGCGAUAUCCAGAAGGAUAUGAUGGGAUUUUAGCUGGUGCGCCGGGAAUCAAUUGGGCAGAAUUUAUUCCAGCUUUGUAUUGGCCUCAGUUCAUCAUGAAUCAACUAGGAGUCUAUCCUAGUUCGUGCGAAUUCGACGCGAUUACCGCUGCCGGAGUCCAAGCUUGCGAUGGACUUGACGGUGUUAUAGACGGUCUCCUGAGUGCCCCGGAACUUUGCAAUUUCCAAGCCAAUUCAACGGUUGGAAGAAAUGUGAGUUGUUCAGAUGGAAGUACGUUGAUCGUUACCUCGGAGGCAGCCAUGGUCGCUCAGGCAGCUUGGGAGGGUCCCAAGGCCGAGGAUGGAAGCUUUCUGUGGUACGGAUUAAAUCCUUCGAGUCCUCUCAGCACCGGGACCGCCAUAACUCUGUGUACGGAUGGAAAUACGAAUUGUACGGGGAUCCCGGUUCCAUUCGCUUCCGAUUGGAUUAAUCUCUUUGUUGUGAAAAAUGCAUCGUUUCCUCUUAAUAAUGUCACCCAGCAAGAAUUCACACGUCUUAUACAUUCAUCUGUCCAACAAUAUGCAUCGAUCAUCGGAACUGCGGAUCCUGAUCUCUCGGCAUUCAAAGAAAUGGGAGGAAAACUUCUUUCGUGGCAUGGUUUAUCGGAUCAACUUAUUCCUCCGCUUGGGACAACAAAGUAUUAUCGGGAAGUCGAGCAGAGGGAUCUGAAUGUGAGAGAUUUUUAUAGACUCUUUGAAGCGCCGGGUGUGCAGCAUUGUUGGAGUGGUAAUGGUCCAUAUCCGGUGGAUAUGAUGGGGGCUUUGGUUCGAUGGGUGGAGCAGGGUGUGGCGCCCGAUGUACUGGCGGCAAGGACAACGGCGAAGGGAAAUACAACGGUGAUUGAGAGGAAUUUGUGUGCAUAUCCGUUGGUGGCGAAGUAUGUUGGUGGGGAUUCUAAUGUAGCGAGCUCAUUUGUGUGUAGUUUGGAGUUUUAA